GUAAAUUUCAUAACCAACAAGCAGCGAAUUCUAUCAUAAUUUACAACAGAAAAAUGGCUUCAUAAAACUUUAAUUUGUAAUUUUGUUGACCAAGUGCCUUGUUAUCAUGGAAUUAUAUAAAUUAUCAAUUAAAAAGUCCUCAUAUUUGAACUGUAUAUCAAAAAAUAUUUUAAUUGAUUGUAAAAAUAAAUUAAAAGCUGAAUUAUUUUUUACUUGUUCAUUAUUUGGUGGCAUAAACACACGAAAUUUGGAAUGUCUUUAAAAUGGGUGUUGAUAGGAAAAUAAAAAUUUACCAGAAAAUUUAAAUCUAUAAAUUUGUAAAUUUAAAAAUGGAGAGCUCUCCAAGGAGAUCAAGGUCCCUGACUCUAGACAUCCCGAUACUCUUGGGGUCAUCAUAUCCGCCUGCAAUAAACUUUUUUUCAAAUGACAGAUCUGGAAUUAUAAAAGAUUCUCUGCUGUCACUGGGGUCUAAAUGCAUUUCCUCGAACUCGAUGUUUCAAUCCUCGAGUACCGAUGCUUCAUCAGCAGAAAAUCAUGGUAGUGAGACGGGUUAUAAAAAAAUGAGUAAUAGUAUAAGCAAAAAAAGAAUAAUCCAAAGUAUGGUGGGUAUGUUUGGUUCAGUUAAAAAAUUAGUACGUAAGUUACCAAAUGUAGUUCCUAAUUUUGAUGAAGAAUUGUCAGUAACAGUCGUAUCUAAUGGUGAUGUCAUUCCAUCGAAAAAUUUGUAUGUUAACGUACCUUUUAAUAGUGAGGAAAGUAACGAAAUAAAUACAGCGGACAUGGAUUUGAGUAUGAGCAUGAGUAUUAAUAGAGAUAUAGACAUGAACAGUAGUUUGGAUUCUUCUAGAAAAUUCCAGGAUAAUAAAAUCAGCACGAGUUAUUUACCAGAAAUAUUUACAAGACCUGGUAAAUUGUCGGAUAAAAAAUUUCUGAGUAUCGACAACAUCUACCGGCACACCUGGACCGAGCAUCUAAAUCACGCUGAAGAAUCAUUUGAAGAUAUUUCUCUGGAGCUGGCUAUUGAGGAGAGUAUCAAAGAGAUGAACAAGUGCCAGUUUUGCAGGAAACCAGAAAUAGUUGAUGGCGAGAAGAGUCUGUGCGGAGAAUCUCCGGAGAUGGAGAUUGAAGAGUCAAUGGAAUCAGAUGAUGAUCUGGUAAAAUUUUCGUGUCCGAACAGUGUACCUGAGAAUUCACAGAAUAUUGAAAUUACCCAUGAGUCCUUGGAGAGCUCAAAGUCAAUCCUUAGAAAAUACACUUCUGUUAAAUGUGAAUUCAGCUCCAGAACUCGGCGCUUAUCAGAGAGUUCUGUUGAGUCUGACUGUAGUUUUAUUGUUUUUGAAGAGUCGCAUGUGGAAUUAGAAACUUGUUCAUCAAGCGGCGAUGAGCAAGAUGAUAAUAAUGAUAAUGAUAAUGAUUCAUUUGAUAAAUUCACUAAAGAAUUUACUUCUAAAUCUGAUUAUCGAUCCAGACGUUACUCCGAAAGUUCUGUUGAGUCAGACGGCAGUUUCAUUGUCUUUACUGAUGACUUGCCGGCUCAAUGUCCUGAUUACGAUCAGUUUUCACUCAGCGAGGAGUCAGAUGAUGAUGAUCCAUCUAGUCAUAAAGUACGUUUUAACUUGAAACCGUUGGUCCACACGAUGAUUAAAUGGAAUUAUGCAUAUCGUGCUGCACGUAAAGGACCCUGGGAAGAAAUAGCACGAGACCGGGAACGAUUCCGCGGUAGAAUAAAUUCAAUUAGUCAUAUUGUUAACCCAAUACUUUCAGCAGAUCAUCGGCAGAGCAUUUGGCAGGGACGUUUUGCUACUCAAGACUGACUACGCGAAUAAAUGAUGAUAAUUACCCUCAUAGGAAUAAAUGAAGCCUUUUUAAUUUAAUGCUAGCAAAUAAUUCAAUUCAAAAUUUAGUUUAAAUUGCAAUUUAGAUACUAAUUAUUAAUUUAUACUUGAAUGUAAAGCAAUUUUUUGUUAAAAAUAAAAGUUUAAUUAACAUUA
Molecule: messenger RNA, 1991 nt
Organism: Microplitis demolitor
Lineage: Eukaryota; Metazoa; Arthropoda; Insecta; Hymenoptera; Braconidae
Exons: 3
Coding region: 330-1814 (494 amino acids)
Biological process (GO): response to endoplasmic reticulum stress
Cellular component (GO): protein phosphatase type 1 complex; endoplasmic reticulum
Molecular function (GO): protein phosphatase regulator activity
Source: RefSeq, a predicted model, not a curated record